GGUUGGUGUACCCCUGCUGGGGUGAUCUGGCGCAGAGCGGAGGAGGUGCUUGGCGCUCGCUCCCGCUCCUUCGGUUUUUUUGCGGCCGCCGUUAGGUCGGCCCUGCUCUUGAGGCCCCCUGUGAAAUGUGGAUGACGCCCAAGAGGAGCAAAAUGGAAGUCGACGAGUCUCGCGUUUUCCGGUCUGAGUGGACCCAGCGUUACUUGGUGGUGGAGUCUCCGGAGGGCGAAGGGGCCCUGUGCCUGGUCUGUCGCCGCCUCGUCGUGGCCACCCGGGAACGCGACGUCAGGCGCCACUACGAGGCAGAGCACGACUACUACGAGCGGUAUGUGGCGGAGGGCGAGCGCGCGGCUUUGGUGGAGCGUCUGCGGCAGGGCGACUCGCCCGUGGUCGCCCCGCUCACUCCCGAGGAGAGAGCUGCGCGUGCAGGCCUCGGGCUCGCCCGCCUCUUGGCCCUGAAGGGUCGCGGCUGGGGCGAGGGGGACUUUGUGUACCAGUGCAUGGAGGUGAUGCUGAGAGAUGUGCUGCCCGAGCACGCCAGCGUUCUGGAUGGCAUUGAUUUAUCUCCAGAGCUCACACGGCAGAGGGUCCUGAACAUUAACCAGAAUCUACGCAGUCAGCUUUUUAACCGAGCCAAGGACUUUAAAGCCUAUUCCCUUGCUUUGGACGACCAGGCUUUUGUGGCGUAUGAGAACUACCUCCUGGUCUUUGUCCGCGGCGUGGGCCAGGACUUGGAGGUGCAAGAAGAGCUUCUGACCAUAAUCAACCUGACUCAUCACUUCAGUGUCGGGGCCCUCAUGGCGGCAAUCCUCGAGGCCCUGCAGGCAGCAGGGCUUAGCUUGCAGCGAAUGGUUGGACUAACCACGACCCACACUCUGAGGAUGAUUGGUGAGAACUCAGGACUGGUGUCGUAUAUGAGAGAAAAGGCUGUAAGCCCCAACUGUUGGAAUGUUAUCCAUUAUUCGGGAUUUCUUCACUUGGAACUGUUGAGCUCCUACGAUGUAGAUGUUAAUCAGAUCAUAAAUACCAUAUCUGAAUGGAUCGUUUUGAUUAAGACCAGAGGCGUCAGGCGACCCGAAUUUCAGGCUUUACUUACUGAAUCUGAAUCAGAGCAUGGUGAAAGGGUUAAUGGACGAUGUCUGAAUAAUUGGCUCAGAAGAGGGAAAACUUUAAAACUAAUAUUUUCACUAAGAAAAGAGAUAGAAACAUUCUUGGUUUCAGUAGGGGCAACGACUAUGCAUUUCACAGACAAGGAAUGGCUUUGUGACUUUGGCUUCUUGGUGGAUAUUAUGGACCACCUUCGAGAACUCAGUGAGCUCUUGAGAGUUAGUAAAGUGUUUGCUGCUGCUGCCUUUGACCAUAUUUGUACCUUUGAAGGUAAACUGAGUUUACUUCACAGACAUAUUGAGGAAGAAAAUCUGACACACUUUGCUGCCUUCAGAGAAGUUGUUGAUGAGCUCAAACAGCGUCAUAAAGAAGAUCAAAAAAUAUUUGAUCCUGAUAGAUAUCAAGUGGUGAUCUGUCGCCUACAAAAAGAAUUUGAGAGACAUUUCAAGGACCUCAGGUUCAUUAAAAAGGACUUAGAACUGUUUGCAAAUCCAUUUAACUUUAAACCUGAGUAUGCACCUAUCUCAGUAAGGGUGGAGCUAACAAAACUUCAGGCAAAUACAAACCUUUGGAAUGAGUACAGAAUCAAAGACUUAGGGCAGUUCUAUGCUGGAUUGUCUGCUGAAUCUUACCCCAUUAUCAAAGGGGUUGCCUGUAAGGUGGCAUCCUUAUUUGAUAGUAGCGAAAUCUGCGAAAAGGCUUUUUCAUAUUUGACUCGAAAUCAGCACACUUUAAGCCAGCCAUUGACAGAUGAGCAUCUCCAUGCCCUGUUUAGGAUUGCCACAACUGAAAUAGAGCCGCAUUGGGAUGAUCUCGUAAGAGGAAGAAAUGAAUCUAAUCCAUAAGCCUUUGUAGUACAACGUUGAAACACUCAACCAGAAUCCAAUUCUAAAAACAAAAAUUUGUUUGAUUUUUCAGGUUUACUGAUUUGGAUUGUGGGAAAGCACCAAGUUUAUUCAUCCAAAUUGAUCACAAUUCAAAUUCUUCUGACAGGUGUUUUUUUUUUUUUUUUUUAUCUCAAGAGGCAGCAUGAGACUAAAACAUGCAAACAUCUUUUUAAAAACUUGAUGACAAAGUCAUUGUCUUUUGCUUUUAUAAUUGUUUUUAAAGGAGUUUAGUACUGAAUGUGAGUUGAAUUAGGAGUCUGUUUUUAAGGCAUUUCAAAGAAAUUUUAGCUCUUAUUUUAACAAAGUGUUAAAAUUAUGAUGCAUAUAAUCUGAAAUAAUCAACUCCUUGAAUAUAUGUUUGAGCCAAUUUGCAGAAACUCAAAUAGCAAAUUCAGAAGUUUCUGAAAAGGAAGAACGUACAUACAAUGGAGGUAUUUUGUCUAACUAUCAAAAUGUUUGAGACUUUUUUUUAAACACAUUUCUGAAUCUGAAGUGAAUAUUGACAAAUUCCCGCCCUCUCACCCCCCUACCCCAGUGAUAAUGAUAUUACCACUAGAGGAAGUAAUCAAAGAAAAUUUUAGUCAGAGGAGCAAGAAAUAUUUUUAAAUUGCUGGUUUAGGAGGCUUCCUGCAGUUUGGAGAUCAGACUAAGCAAUUAUUGGAGGUUUCCCCUGAAUUUUUCAGAAUUGGGUGCCGUUACAUCAGCUUGCCUGUGAAAGGACUACGAUGCUUUCUGGCUCUUCUGGGAUUUAAAAGUAAGUAAAUUUAACAAAAUAUUAGAAGAAUGACUCAGUCAGCCCUUCUGGUUGCUAGAUACUCAGUUCACUUGCUUUCCUAUCUGCAGAGUGUCCUCGUCACCUACCCGAGGAAGAUGACCCAAAAGGGGCAUCUAGUCAAUGUGUACUUCUUAGAUUUGCUAUAUUUCUUUGCUUUCAUGUUCACAUGCCUCCCUGAAUUUAAUUUCUGGGUAACUAGGGCUUUCAGGCUUUAUGGAAGAGCCAUACCCUUAGUCUCUUUUUCUUUGAGCCAUUUUGUCCAAUUUAUGGGAUUAACCAACAUUAUACUUUUAGUUGGACUUUUAGUCAGUCAUUAACUCAUUCAGAGAUCUUAACAGUAGGUGUGAUAGUCACCCAGUGAUUUGAUCCUUGCUAUAAAACUGAGCUUUAACCAACCUUAGGAUUAAAGGAUUUCUUACUUUAUCUUUUUGUAAUUGAGAAGUGGCCUCAUCCCACUCAGUAAAUUCUUGAAUUCGUGAUCUCUCUCUAUUCCCUUGCAUUUCUGCUUGCAAAUUGAUGAAUUAUUCUUUGAGUUCAUCUCUUUCCUAUACAUUUUAUCAAAUGCAGCCAACAGGAACUAUAAAAUACUUUGUUUUCUUAUCUUUUUUGUCUUUAGUCAAGGAUGGAUUCUCUGCCUUCCAGGUUUUCUCAAGGGACGGUUUCCCUACUCCAUAACAUGAAUUGCCCCUGCAUAGAUUAUUUCUUUCAUCCUUCAAUAGCAAUUUCCUAAAUUCCUGCCUACUAAGCCAAUGUUCAGUGUGUCAGUUUUUUUAAAACAGAACCCAUUUCUCUAUCAGGAUGGGCUAGGUUGCCAUGCGGUAACAACCACAAAAUCUCAGCAGUGCACACAACUUUUCUCUUUCAACUUAGCCAGGGACUUUGCUCUAGGCCAGGGGUUAACGAGCUACAGCCCACAAGCAGAAUCUGUCCUUCUGCCUGUUUCUGUAAAUAAAGUUUUAAUUGGAAGACAGCCUUGCCCAUUUAUUUAUGUUUUGUCUGUGGUUGAUUUUACUCUACAAUGGCAGAGUUGAGUAGUCAUGACAGAGUGUAUGGCCCACAAAGUCUAAUAGUAUGAAGAAAGGAUGACAAAUCACUUAUAAGCCCCUAAAGUGCUUUCGUUGGCCAAAGCAAAUCACAUGGCCACACCAGAGUUUAAGGAGGAGUGUAAUUCUUCCACAUGCCUCAGAGGAAAACCGGAGUUAUCUGGAAGACAACACUCCUGAUUAACACAUGGCUAUAUCUCUCCAUUAAUACAAUUUCUUUCAAAAUACUUUUUCUUUUUGUAUUGAGGUAAGAUAUUCAGUAGAGUGUGUAAAUAUUAAGUGUACAUCUGAGUGGGUUUUUAUGUAUACCCUUGAACCCAUCACCCAGAUGAAGAUAUUGAAUGUUUCUAGCACCCCAGUAGGUGUCCUAUGUCCCUCCCACACACAGAUAACCACUAUUCUAACCUUGGUCACCAUGAAUUACUUUUGUCUGUUUUAAAACUUCAUGUAAAUGUAAUAAUUAUAUGUACUCUUGUGUCUUUUGUUCAACACUACGUCUAUGAGUCCAUGUUGUUGCAUGUAGCCACAGUUCCUUUUUUACUUCUUUGUAGUAUUCCAUUAUAUGACUAUUCCACAAUUUAUGAAUCAUUCUGUUGAUGGAAACUUUGGUGGUGUCCAGUUUGUGGUUAUUAUGAAUAAAGUUGCUAUGAACAUU
Molecule: messenger RNA, 4467 nt
Organism: Equus quagga
Lineage: Eukaryota; Metazoa; Chordata; Mammalia; Perissodactyla; Equidae
Gene: EPM2AIP1
Product: EPM2A interacting protein 1
Exons: 2
Coding region: 126-1952 (608 amino acids)
Biological process (GO): positive regulation of glycogen (starch) synthase activity; response to insulin; positive regulation of glycogen biosynthetic process
Source: RefSeq, a predicted model, not a curated record